Messenger RNA from Adineta steineri, 2141 nucleotides. NCBI's taxonomy places the organism in Eukaryota, Metazoa, Rotifera, Eurotatoria, Adinetida, Adinetidae. The record is from the annotation of a GenBank genome assembly.
AUAAAAAUAUAAGCCUAAAUAGAAAAGGUAGAAUAUUAAUAUCUUUAGUUUAGAAAAACAUAACUUACCAAGUGGGUGUGGGUGCGGUUUUGCCUACUUUAUUACCACUAUAUCUACACACCCACACCCACACCCACACCCACCCACACCCACACCCACAUCCACACCCACCCACAGCCACACCCACACCCUCACACACUCACACAAACCCACCCACACCCAUACCCACACCACACCCACCCCCACACCCACACCCACACCCACACCCACACCCUCACACACUCACACAAACCCACCCACACCCACACCCACACCCACACCACACCCACACCCACACCCACACACCCACACCCACCCACACCCUCUUGCAACGUACGAACUUUAUGCUCCAGAAUAUUAGAUGCUCUGAUCAUUGUAGCGUUAUUCUUUGAGAGUUUGAUAAACGCUUGGCUGGAGGUCGUCAAAGAUGCCCUCCUUAGACGAGUAUUUCAUAUGAGUUUUAUAUACAGCUUAAAUCAGUUUUACCUAUAAACUUAUUUUGUGCUUUUCUUUUUACUUGUUGACAGCUACCUUUGACAGUAACCAACAUAUAUUCUUGAGGUAAUUUUUACAUGUGAACUUUCUGUUUUUAUGUAACAAGCUAUCUUUAGAAUAGUAUAAGAUAUCGUAUAAAAACAUGGGUCUUUUUUUCACGAUUUAUUAUGAGUAAAGAAUACAAGUAAACGACAAAUAUCAUUCAUCACCAUUAUCUUCUUCUUCCGUUGUAGUUUCUUCUUCUAAAUUCGGUUCAAAAUGUUCUUCGAGAAAAGAAUCCGCAUCUUUUAAUGUUUUUUCAACUUUUUUCACAUAUUGGAAGUAGCUCGUGGCUAAUUUUGCAUCAACAGAAUCCAUAAAAUCUAAGAUUAGAUUAUAAACAUCAUUUUCUUUGAACGUGACGUUGCGAUCACGAAUGUAUUGUUUUAAGUUAUUCUAUGAUAAUUCAAUUGGAUUAAGAGAACAACGGCGGUGAGGCAAUCUAAUAACUUGUACACUGAGUUGUCCCGCAACUUCAUCAGUCUUGCAAAGAGAAUAGUAUCAAGGUUUUUUUUAGUAAUGAUAGUCUAACCCAGAAAAUGAAUAUAAAUCUUACUAUAUUUUAUUUCGGUAGAGCAUUAGCUAAAACUAGCUCUAGUAGCUCAGCUUUCACACAACGAUUAUCAAAUGGAACACCAUGCUUAUUCAACCAUUCUUGUACUUUUGCUUUUUGCCAUGAUCUUUUUGGUGCAAUAGAUUCUGGUGUGAGUACAUUGUGCCACGCUGCAUUAUCUACUACAAUUGCAAUUUUAGUUCCAUUUCCUACAAGACAGACAGAAGGAUUCAAAAAAGAACCAUUAUCGGCACGACCAGCUAUACAAAUAGCAACAGAUCAAUUUAUUAUUUUUUUAGAUUAUGAAGUUAUUAGUGAAACAUCAUCAAUUGAUGAAGCUCUAUGUACUAUUAUUUCAUUAUAUGUUAUAUUUGAAUUACAAUUUGGUAUACACAAUCGAAUUAUUCAAUUGUUGUAUCGUAUUCUAUUAAAACAAUCUGGAGCAUUAACAAAACCACUACGUAUUUUAUUGAAUCAAUGGAAUUUUAUUAUUGAUAAAAAAGAAGAUGAAGAAGGUGGUCAUAUAGUGACAACAAACUCGACAAAUUUCAAAACUAUUACAGCUACAGUUGAAAGUGUGACACAAGUCGAAGAUAAUCAAACUGAUGAUUUACCAGAUAGUGAAGAACAAGAAGAAAUAUAUGUCGAAACUACAACAGGUAAUAGUCAAGAUCAAACAACAGCUACAAAUAUUGGUGAUAAGGAUCUGAUCAAUCAGUAUUCAUCAGAAUCAUCAGAUUCUUCUUCUUCAUUAUCACCAAUUGCUCCUCUACUUGUUAUUCACAUUUUACCAACAGAAGAAGAACAACAAAGACAAACAGUAUCUUCACCAUCUUCGAACGACAACAUAUUAUAUGAAGUAAAUAACAAACAGCAAGUAUCAUCACCAUCAACUGAUCGAUCGUCAACUAUUUCAAAUAGAAAAACUUGUCAAGCAAAAAAACGUCCUGCUAGUUCCGAAGAACCAAUAGCAUUACGUGUAAAACGUACACGAGUUAAAAGACAAAUUAACUAG